Ilyonectria robusta is the source of this 2994-nucleotide messenger RNA. RefSeq lists its product as uncharacterized. The annotation marks the transcript as partial. NCBI's taxonomy places the organism in Eukaryota, Fungi, Ascomycota, Sordariomycetes, Hypocreales, Nectriaceae. Gene Ontology annotation, molecular function: protein binding. The record is from RefSeq and is a predicted model, not a curated record. The transcript is spliced from 4 exons.
AUGACUUUUGUGCGGCAUAUUCACACUCGACGUCUCGUACGAGUGGCUGUGAUGAAGUUGGGACCAUCUCACGUUCCGCCUGCAGCCGAGGGCUGUCUGCCUUAUCACGAGACACGUGAGACACGUCCAAACGGAUUGGCUAUACUUCCCGCCCAGCUACAAUAUUCCCCGACCAGGCUCUGGCCCGUUGAACCUCCGCUUUUCACUCCUCCCCAUCCUCGCAACACUUGACCCUUUUGUCUCUACCUCGACAUAGGCGUGUACAAGACAUCUCGUGACAGAUCUCUCUUUCUGUACCGUUCGAGUCGGCAUCGUGCACCCAAGCAACAUCACGGCCAUGGAAGUUGCAGGACUUGGCAUUGGAGUAGUCGGGCUCGCAGGCGCCUUGACUUCGGUCCGGGAAGCCACGGGCAUGUACGAUUCUUACAAGAAUGCUGGAUUCGAGUCACGACCUCAUCUUAUUCAACGCGACGCGGCCCCAAUCUUACUGCGACAGUGGUGCGAGAGCGUGGGCUAUGGCGAUGAACAGUUGAACGAUCGUCACCACCCAAACCUCGACGACCCAAAAGUGCGUCAAGUCGUUGACAAUAUUGUCAAGUGUAUCCGUGAGUCUCUACACAUCGGCCCCGGUGUAGAGGGCAAACCGUUGGAUGGGAUGCCUUCAACCGGAGGACUACAGUCUCAACAACAAGGCCCCCGUGGUCGCACGAAAGGACUAGUGCGGUUGGAAAAUUAUCGCGACUCGAUGCCCCGCAAAGCGAGGUUGGCAUGGGCCUGGCAGAACAAGAGCAAGGUUUCUUACCAGACUCAGAGCGUUGCGGAAUUGUUGCAAUCUUUACGGGACUUAGUACCGCCUCUUGAUGCCCAGGGCACAAUCUCUGCGGAAGCUGGCUUAGAACCAAGACUGAAUAAAGCUCUAUAUUCUCUCGUACAGCAUCUAUCCAUGGCAGAGAAAGAGCGUAGAAAUGACGAGUUCAAGAGGGAGCUUCCUCAUUGGCUAGGAACCACCUCAACAACAGACAUGUACGACAAUUUCCUUCAGAAACGAUUGGAGGGUACCUGCGAAUGGAUUCUCCAACGUCAAGAAUUUCAGGAAUGGGAAAACACCGAUCACGCCGACACAAAAGUCCUCUGGAUCCAUGGUCCUGCUGGGUAUGGCAAGACAAUGCUUUGCACCAAGAUCAUCGAACACCUGCAAUCUAGUGACUCUAUCAUUGCUUAUCACUUCUUUUCGUCUGAUUCGGACAGUCGCGCAGACCCUUUUAUCAUCAUCCGAGCCUGGACGCAUCAGUUAAUCGCUCAGAACAAAGACGCCUUUGAGCUAGGACGUACUCGAUGGGACGCCAGCGACAGACGCCCUGCCUCCCCUAGAGAUAUUAAGGAGCUGUUCGAAGCUGUGAUCCAAAGCUUGCCAGGUUGCGUCUUCGUUGUCGAUGGCCUUGAUGAAUGCGCGGGAAUUGGACACGAUUGGAAGGCCAGUUAUCGACAGUCGCUGAUUGAUUUCUUCCGAUUUCUAAACCAAUCGGUCUCCAAACCAUCACGACUUGCUAUUGUAAGCCGUGAUGAGCCGGAAAUACGAGAAGGCCUCCGCAUGAGCGAAUCCGGUACGAGUUGGACCCUGUUCGAUUGCCUAAUCCGGUCCGACGAUGUCAAGAACGACGCUACACGAUUCGCACGGAGUAUUGUGGACCAGAAAUUACAGAAUAAAAGUGAGCUGCAGCGAGAUGAGCUCUCGUCGCGCAUAGUGGACCGAUUCGAGAGCAUGUUUCUUGGCAUCCGAGUCCUCGAAGGACAACUCCGCAGUACGAAAAGCGUAGGCUCGCUUCAUCGAACAAUUGACCAAGCACCUACCAGGCUGACCGAUCUGUACGAUCGGAAUUGGAUGAGGAUUACCAACCUUCAAGAACCGGAUAGAAGCCGAACCCUGGCGAUCUUGCGAUGGGCUACGUUCGCUUUGCGUCCGAUGACCAUUUUGGAGAUCACCGAAGCACUUCUUCUAGCAGAUGAAGGAUGCGAGACAUUGUCUGAAGAAGAACUACCAGAUGCUAUCGAUGAAGAGUAUAUUCGAUUAGAUAUCCUCGAGCUCUGUGGACCAUUGGUUGAAACACGAGGACAAGGUUCAGAGCCACCGUCCCUGACUGUCCACCUGACGCAUUUUUCAGUGAAGCAAUAUAUCCUGUGUCAUGAACUGGUUCCGAUGGGACAGUUGAUUUCGAACGAAAAUUUGCGAACGAGGCAAGACGCAGUGCAAAGCAAUAUCCUUGCUAUUACAUGUCUUCGCUAUUUGAAUUUCGAUCAAGUUUGGGAAGAAAGCUUAGCGGAACGGAAGAGGCCAGUGCUUCAAGCGUUUCGAGAGUAUGCUGUCACAUCAUGGCAUAAGCAUAUCAAACAAGAUGCUAGCAACGCAGGGCAAGCGAUAGACUAUGUGAACGCUUUCUUCCACACUGAGAACAAAUGUUGGGAACAGUGGAGAAAGCAAGCCGACAGCUGUUUUCAAGACCAAAUGUUGCAAUAUGAAGGCAAAAUCCGAAGCGGUAACCGGUUAUUCUACGCAGCCUUGCUUGGGUUCAUGAGGACACUAACGCAUCUCAUUGGGGAAGUGGGGCUAAACGUAGACGAUGUGGAUGUCUCGGGGAGAACGGCGCUCUUGGCAGCUUCGUCAACAGGGUGGGCGCGUGGAGUAACUUACUUGAUCGAGAGAGGGGCCAGUUCGAACAUGGCGAGUAAUGAGGGGAGAAGUCCGCUUUAUGUUGCUUCAAACAAUGGUCAUUUGGAGGUCGCCAAGCUGCUACUGGAGAAAGGGGCAGAUCUGACGGUCGUCGACAAUGAUGGAGUGACCCCGCUCAACUCGGCUUCAAAUAAUGGUCAUUUGGAGGUCGUCAAGCUGCUACUGGAGAAAGGGGCAGAUCUGACAGUCGGCGACAAUGAUGGAGUGACCCCUCUCAACUCAGCUUCACUGAAUGGCCAUUUGGACAUCGUCAGGCUGCUACUGGA